Pomacea canaliculata is the source of this 360-nucleotide messenger RNA. Its product is annotated as insulin-like growth factor-binding protein 5. Bases 1 to 360 code for a protein of 119 amino acids. The transcript is spliced from 2 exons. The record is from RefSeq and is a predicted model, not a curated record. Gene Ontology annotation, cellular component: extracellular region. Lineage: Eukaryota; Metazoa; Mollusca; Gastropoda; Architaenioglossa; Ampullariidae. Gene Ontology annotation, molecular function: insulin-like growth factor binding.
AUGUCCACGCCUCUCCUCGUCUCUUCUCUGGCUUUGAUGGUUGUCGUCGUCACCAUCGUGGCGUCGGUGCCAGGGACCUUAGCCCAGACCACCAGCUACCGCCAGGCCCUUCGCAAGUAUUUCGGGUGCCCAGACUGCGAUCAAAGCAACUGCCCCGGCACGAGCCCCGUGGGAUGCGAGCUCGUCCUGGAACCCGGCGUGUGUGCUUGCUGCCAGGUGUGUGCUAGACUGGAAGGACAGAGCUGUGGCCUGACCUCCGGCCGCUGUGGGCAGAAAUUGGCUUGUCGUCCUAUGCCGGAUGAUUCUGACCCCAUAGGUGCUAUUCUGGAUGGAAGGGCAGUCUGCCUUAGGGUGCAAUGA